AUGCGCUUCGUGUGUCUUGCCCUCGUUGCACUAUGCCUGUUGUCUCUGGCUCCCUCGUGUGGUGCUUUUGGAAAUCGCAGGCUGUGUGGCAUCCAGCUUGUAGAGGCACUCCUCUUCGUUUGUGGGGAAAAAGGACUCUUUUACCAUCCUGGGAGACGAGUGAGAGAGGAAAACAUACGAAUCAUGAUGAGGGACAGCGCCUCCCUCCUGCGGGAGACCAGAAUGUUUCUUGAGAGUGGAGAGAGAGAGAGGAUGAGCGGGAACAGGGUCAUGAAGAGAGGGAUCGUGGAACAGUGCUGCCAUUUCUACUGCAACUAUUACGACCUGGAGAACUACUGCAACAUAUAG
This is a messenger RNA of Megalops cyprinoides (Indo-Pacific tarpon), 348 nucleotides long. RefSeq names its product insulin. The coding region runs from base 1 to 348 and encodes 115 amino acids. The record is from RefSeq and is a predicted model, not a curated record. Gene Ontology annotation, cellular component: extracellular region. NCBI's taxonomy places the organism in Eukaryota, Metazoa, Chordata, Actinopteri, Elopiformes, Megalopidae. Gene Ontology annotation, molecular function: hormone activity. The transcript has 2 exons.